Molecule: messenger RNA, 2573 nt
Organism: Beta vulgaris subsp. vulgaris (sugar beet)
Lineage: Eukaryota; Viridiplantae; Streptophyta; Magnoliopsida; Caryophyllales; Amaranthaceae
Product: pentatricopeptide repeat-containing protein At2g01390
Exons: 4
Coding region: 173-1954 (593 amino acids)
Molecular function (GO): protein binding
Source: RefSeq, a predicted model, not a curated record
ACUUUCUUACCCUAGCCUUCCUGCUUUUUUCUCUCUUUAACCUUAAGUUGCCAGCUCUCAACUCAAGAGGAUGUCUAAUCCUCCAUCUCCAUUUACAAGGGAUGACGCUUAGUUUUUGUUUAGCACUGUGAUUGACAUGAAACCCUUGUUCUAGCAAGGUUGAUUGUCAUUAAUGUCCUUGCAUCAUGCCUUAGGGAGAAUUUUCUGGAAGUUUAAGAUUUUCAGGCCCUUUUAUGGGGAUUGGCAAUUCGGAAGCUGGAAAACGAAAAUUUCUACUAAAAAUGUGCACUCCAUUCCACAAAGUAACUGUAGAUACCCAUCUCAGCCACCUCACAAAAAGGUGCGCUGGACAGAGAAACAAGUGGAUAAGAAAAAUGUAGAUCGGAAAGUAUACAUGAGGGAUAUUAUUCGAGAGAUUUCGAAUAUUUUGAGGUAUACUUCGUGGAUAUCUGCUCAAGAACAGCUGCGCAAGCUUCAUAUCAAAUGGGACUCCUUUACAGUCACUCAAGUACUGAAAUCCCACCCACCAAUGGAGAAGGCCUGGUUGUUCUUCAACUGGACUUCAAAACAGAAGGGUUUUAAGCAUGAUCAAUUUACAUACACAACAAUGCUGGAUAUAUUUGGUGAGGCAAGGAGGAUAAAUUCAAUGAAGUAUGUCUUCCAGCUUAUGCAGGAGAAAGGGAUUAAAGUUGAUGCCAUUACUUAUACAUCGAUGCUCCAUUGGCUUUCUAAUAGUGGUGACUUUGAUGGAGCAGUGAACGUGUGGAAGGAGAUGAAAGUUAAUUGUUGUCAUCCAACUGUUGUUUCUUAUACAGCCUAUAUGAAGGUAUUAUUUGAUUAUAACAGAGCUGAGGAGGCGACUGAGAUUUACAAGGAAAUGCUUCAAUCUGGGCUAAAACCUACCCGUCACACUUACACAAUCUUAAUGGAGCAUCUUAUCUGUUCCGGGAAAUGCAAAUCAGCUCUUGAAGUUUUUAGGAAAAUGCAAGAGACUGAGAUGCAACCUGACAAGACUACGUGCAAUAUUUUGAUAGAGCAAUGUAGCAAAGCAGGGGAAGCAUGGGCAAUUACCCAAAUACUUCAUUAUAUGAAAGAAAAUUCCCUUGUUCUCCGGUAUCCUAUAUAUCUUCAGGCAAAUGAAACUCUAAACAUGGCUGGUGAGAGUGAUUUGCUUCUCCGACAAGUUAAUCCUCAUAUCUCUAUUGAUGCCGUUGAUAAUAUUGAAUCCAGGAGAUGGAGAGAAAAUACAUCUGAUAUGAACUAUAUUAUAGACCAGGGUCUUCUUUUGGAAUUAUUAAGAAAGAAUAAUUUAGUUGCCAUUGAUCGCUUAUUUUCUGGGAUGGUUCAAAACAAUAUGCGGUUAGCCUCUGACCUUGUCUCUAAAGUCAUCGAGGUUUAUUGUAACCAUCGCAGGACAAAAACAGCUCUUUCGGUCAUGGAAUACUGUAAUGAUAUGGGUAUUAAUGUUGAAAAAGAAGCAUUUCUUUCACUACUAGGGGUUCUGAUUAGAACGAAAGAUUUUUCAAUGAUUUUGCCGGUAGUUGAGAAAAUGGUUAAAAGAGAUGUGUUUCCUGAACCACAGUUAGCUUCCUCAUUAAUUUUUAGGCUUGGUCUGGCCGGAGAGCUUAAGACUGCUCUGAAAAUGUUCAAUAUGUUCCCUGAGGAGAUGAAGAACACUACAUUAUACACUGCUUUAAUAAGUGCCUGUUUCUCAUCUGGACAUCCUGAUAAAGGAAUUGAAACAUUUGAUACUUUAAAAAGGAGUGGAUUUCGGGGCACUUCAGGAACAUACAAUGUGCUCAUUAGAGGUCUUGAAAUUUACGGCAGAGCUGAUGAUGCAAAGCUCUACCGGAAGGAAAAGAAAAGUUUGCAAACGAACGAUGAUGUUCCAGAAACUCUUCUUGUGGAUGAAAAGCUCUGUGAUAUUUUAUUUGCGGGGUAUAUGGUGCCAUGAUGCAGUGAAUAGGAUGGCAAAACAUUCUUUUUCCUCAGGUGGUGGAAUGUUACUCUGAAUGCCAAAAUGGCAGACAUGCUUUUCUGGCUCAUGAAAUGAGUCAUGUGGCAUUUCCAGCCUAAUGUGUUGUGAUGUUUUCUUGCUUGCUGACUAGAGACCACUAAUUUUGACUUAUUAGCGGUGCGACAUUUCUUGGCAAUGUCCAAACAACCAAUGUUGGGAUGCACACUGCUUUUGGAUUAGCUCCAUGGUUGUUACUCGGUGGUAAUGUUAAACUACUAUUUUGUCAAUAGUUUAUCACGCCUCUGGAUGUUUACUUGUGGUAAGUUUUGACUCUAUUUUCUAAAAGUUGGAGUGAAAUUCAUGCGAUGGUGCCCACAUCAGAAAUCAGCCCACACGGGGUCGUUUCUUGGUAGUUGGUAUAUUCCUAAUCCUUAUGACAAGAUGUCCAAUAAGGGCAGAAGUAUGUUGGGCUUAGUUGGGUUAGUUGACCCCACUUAAAUAUGAAAAUUUUGAAUUUUUUUCCUUAUAUAAUUUGAGAUUUUUGUAAAUAUUAUGGUUAAUUUGAUUGUUUGAACCCUCUAAAAAGUAGUAAUUUUAUUUUGAUCCCAUUUAAUAC